Molecule: messenger RNA, 2148 nt
Organism: Colletotrichum costaricense
Lineage: Eukaryota; Fungi; Ascomycota; Sordariomycetes; Glomerellales; Glomerellaceae
Product: fungal specific transcription factor domain-containing protein
Exons: 4
Coding region: 1-2148 (715 amino acids)
Biological process (GO): positive regulation of transcription by RNA polymerase II
Molecular function (GO): DNA-binding transcription factor activity, RNA polymerase II-specific; sequence-specific DNA binding
Source: RefSeq, a predicted model, not a curated record
AUGGCUACACGGGCAAAUCCGCCCAAGAAGGUCCGGCUCGCCUGUCGUCGUUGUCGCACAAGGCGAAUAAAGGUGAGACUCUCUCAUAAUCCCCGACCCGCGUUGCGGCUCCAGUCAGAUCAAAUCCCGCGCUGGGGUUUGGUCUUACUAGCCUGGACAAUGACUGGGACCAUCGCCGCGUUACUCCGGCUCAAACUCUUUGCGAGCGCGGCACGUGCUAGAAUUCAAUGGCUAGAGGAAAUAAUCAAACAGCGGCUACCUGACGUCGACAUAGCAGGCGGUCCGCAAAUAGACGCGUUUCCGGACCCGAAAGGAUCGGGGGUCGUCGGAGGUGGAGACUACGAUGAGGACAAUAUCUCGACAUCGUCUCCCCGGUCCGGCCGCGGAUGUAGUCAACCGGUGCCGGUGGGAGGGACUAUAGUUCUGGGGUCGCAACGAUCAGGCAGUCUCAAGCGUACCGCGGAGGCCGCGGGAUCCAACGACCACGACGAAGAGUUCCCGGAUCGUGCGCACUCGGUCGCCAGGAAUUUAGGGAUGCUAUCGCUCAACUCGGAUUCAGAUCAAAAGCACUAUCUGGGAUCGAGUUCCGGUGUUCUUUUCACAAAUCUCAUUGGGGCGUCUCCCUCAAGUGCGGGCUCAACACCGGUUGCUUUGAUUGAUGACGUCCAAGCCCAGGGACCAGCAUCUGAAUGGCACGACAGCACCAUCCCAAGCAACGUCUCGCAAGAAUAUAAUCGUGCCUUGCACGUGUGUCUACGGCAGGAACUUCCAAGAAAAGAAGAUGCCAUCAAACUCGUACACACCUACAUUCGUUGGAUACAUCCCGACUACCCAGUUUUAGAAGCGACAUCUCUACUGAGUGCCAUUGAGGCUCUUUAUGCGACUUUUGAAUGCUCGCUGGAAGAAGAUCCCUUGCCAAAUGGCUGGCCAAGUUCCGUUCAAGCGUUUAGGUGGAAUGGAUGGCAGGUCACCCCGAGCGAUCAAGGUAUGCAAGCGGUGCCUAUGCCCGUUGUUGCUUUUACCCUCUUCAUGGUGUUCAACAUCGCAGCUAUCAUGAAGAUCAGGUCGCGGAUCUACGAGUUUCCUCCCGAAAGGUUCUACCGCAAUACGAACAGCCUCAACACGAUUCCAUCCUCCUUCUCGGAGGCUGUCCUGAGAUAUGCACGACACCAGUUCGAACUUGAUAGACUGAUUUCCGACGUCAAACAACAACUUUACCAUCUGCCCGGCGACUCCUCCUGGUUUCCAAUGCCUCGAAACCCGACUGACCAACAAGGAAGAAUCAAACAAGAGCUCGUGAAUUGGUGGCGAGAGGUGUCUGAAGAAUCUUUUGAUUUCCCCGGUGUUGACAACCGACAGCGUCGCAUCUGGAAGCUGAAGCUGAAGAUCAAGUAUCACACCACGAUGGUGAUGCUGUACCAGCCUUCACAGGUCAUUCGAAACCCUCCUCCCGAGUCUCUCCAGAUCUGCUUCAACAAUGCUUCGUCCAUUCUGCAGGACUACCAAAUGUUGCACGAUAUGCAAGGGCUUCAUCAUGGAUGGCGAACGGUCCAAAACAUUUUCGCGGCCGGGGCGACGCUGAUCUAUUCUUUCUGGACGUGCCCCAUCAUCCGUCAAAGCGCGUCCACGGCCGACCUUUCCAAAAGUCUGCGCGCUUGUUCAGGUCUCUUGGCAGUUGGUGGGGAAUGGUGGCCGUCUGUCAAAAGGGGACAGAGAAGUUUCGGGGCUAUUGUCGACCUCACAGUCCGCAAACUUUACACCGGCAAUAUGCCAUCAAAGAACCCCAGACUCUUCAUGCCUCUCAGCGCGGAAGACGGAGAGACUGCGAUUGAGAACUCAGAAGGAGCACCUGUCUAUGACGCAACUGGGCAGCAGUCUGACCUUUCCCACAUAGCGCUCAACGGCGCAGAUGCACCCUGGCACCAGAUGGCGGGAGCCUCGAUGGAGCUACCGAAUGCCCACGACCCGGUACAUUGGCAGGGAGUCUAUCCCGCCCCUCCAUUCCAUUCAACAACGAACGACUAUGUUCCGGAAAUUGAGACUUUUCUUGCCGAUUUCGACAAGUCUGAGUUCAGCUGGAGCUUUCCUUUGACUAGCAUUAGCGAUCCCUACGACAUAGCGAACUUCCCGAACCCGGGAUAUCGAUGA